Messenger RNA from Cicer arietinum (chickpea), 801 nucleotides. Its product is annotated as MLP-like protein 31. The record is from RefSeq and is a predicted model, not a curated record. Gene Ontology annotation, biological process: defense response. NCBI's taxonomy places the organism in Eukaryota, Viridiplantae, Streptophyta, Magnoliopsida, Fabales, Fabaceae.
AAUUUCUAUAAAGUAAUGGCGUUGCAUACACUUCCUCACACUAUCCCGUGUUUUUUCUUUCUCUUGCUUCUAUUGUUAAUUGUUCUACCGCAGAAAUGGUGCUAGCUGGUCAACUUAGUACUGAACUUGAGAUUAAAGCAUCUGCUACCAAGUUCUAUAAUGUAUUUGCAUCACAACUUCACGAAAUGGAAAAUAUUAGUGAAAGAGUUCAUGCAGGCAAGCUGCAACAAGGUGAUGACUGGCAUCACUCUGAGACGGUUAAACACUGGACGUAUGUUAUAGAUGGCAAGGUACAGACAUGUAAUGAGACGGUUGAACUUGAUGAACAAAACAAAAAAGUGAUUUUCAAUCUCUUCGGUGGAGAUAUUGGCAAGCACUAUAAGGCAUUUAAGUUCAUCCUAGAAAUAUUUGAUAAGAUUGAUGGAGGUGCAACUAUUAAGUGGACUAUUGAAUAUGAGAAGAUCAAUGAGGAUAUUGAUCCCCCAAAUGGCUACAUAGAUUAUCUUAACAAAGUCACUAUAGAAACGGAUGAUCAUCUUGCCAAGGCAUAGCUCCAUAAUAAAUUAAGAUAUAACGUAACAAAUAAGGAUAUUAAUGGCCUAAUUGGUUUGCCUUUGGACAAUUAGUGUUUAUAUAUAUAUAUAUAUACUACUUGGUGUGAUGUUUGUAAUUGCAUGUAUAUUUGCUUUAUGGGAUCCUUCGCUUUCGUUUGUAUGGAAUAAAUGUGUUGGCGAUGUUUUGAAGAGUGUGUAUUGAAUUAUGUGAGACAAACAAAUGAAUGUUUGUGUUUAAUUAUUUGUA